AUGUUGAUCGACGGAUUGGAGGACGAGGCCGUGGCUGAAGAUGGUGAUGAGGUUGCUGAGGAUGAGCCCCAAGAUUUAGAGGCCAAGGAAGAGGACGUGCCACCUCAGAUUUCAUUACAUGCCUACUCUGGAUCGGCGACACCGAAAAUGCUACGCGUGGACGGCAUGAUCAAAAGACGUGUGGUGCGUAUCCUCAUAGAUACGGGCAGCACCCACAAUUUUUUGGAUGAGAGGCUCGUCAAACAGAUCGGUCUCAUAGCAGAGCCGACAUUGGGCUUCGACGUGGCAUUGGGUGACAGAGCCACGUUGAGGGCAGAGGGCAUAUGCCGAGGCAUCACUUUGACGAUCCAGGGCAGCCAAUUCAAGCUCGAUCUCUAUCCGUUGGCAUUACGAGGAGCUGAUUUGGUCCUUGGUACGCAGUGGCUGCAGAGUCUUGGCCCGGUUACAUUCGACUUCGCCGAGAUGUGGGUGACUUUCAGACGGAGCGGACGGCGAGUUAGAUUGGAUGGCAUUCGGCCUAGCCCAAGGGCUGCACUUCAGCCCCUAGUCGGCUUGCCCGGACCCGACGCGCACAGCUACUUGAUGCAGCUCUUACCUCUGUCGACGGAGACCACGACGGAGGCAGGUAUACCUACUGAUUUGGCUGCUCUCUUACAGGGGUUCGCAGAUUUAUUUGAGGAGCCUCAUGGUCUUCCACCCGAGAGGGAGCACGAUCAUCACAUAGAGAUUGUACCGGGAGCAGAACCGGCGAAUGUGAGGCCUUACCGCUACCCGCACGUUUAG
Messenger RNA from Phoenix dactylifera (date palm), 783 nucleotides. The record is from RefSeq and is a predicted model, not a curated record. NCBI's taxonomy places the organism in Eukaryota, Viridiplantae, Streptophyta, Magnoliopsida, Arecales, Arecaceae.